GGAGGGACGCCGGGCCAAUCAGCGGCUGCGUCGCUUCGUGAGUCGCCCGAUCGCGGUCUGAUCCCCGAAUCAUGGCAGACGAUCAUGAGACAGCAACAAAAGAUGCGGAGGAGCAAGACGGCUGCGGCAGCGACUGUGAGAAUGAAGAGGAGCACGCGCACACUAAAGGUAAGAGUCCAGGGGAUGAACUGGGAGCAAAGAAGAAGAAAAAGAAACCGAAACGGAAGAAGGAGAAGGGUGGAGGGAAGCUAGACUCGGAAGAUCCAUCUAAGGUUAAUUCUUUGCCUGCCGAGAAGUUGCAGGAGAUCCAGAAGGCCAUUGAGCUUUUUUCUGUUGCCCAAGGUCCUGCAAAGAGCAUGGAAGAAGCUACCAAAAGGAGUUACCAGUUCUGGGAUACCCAGCCAGUGCCAAAACUUGGUGAAGUAGUGACAGUCCAUGGCCCAAUUGAGCCAGACAAGGAUAAUAUUCGUCAAGAACCCUACAGCCUACCGCAGGGAUUUCUAUGGGAUGCCCUGGAUCUUGGGAAUGCUGAAGUGUUGAAGGAACUGUAUACGCUGCUGAAUGAGAACUACGUGGAGGAUGAUGACAACAUGUUUAGAUUUGAUUAUUCACCGGAGUUUUUACUGUGGGCACUGCGUCCCCCUGGCUGGUUACUUCAGUGGCACUGCGGUGUACGGGUCGUCUCCAAUAAGAAACUAGUGGGUUUCAUCAGUGCCAUUCCAGCUAAUAUUCAGAUUUAUGACCAUUUGAAGAAGAUGGUGGAGAUUAAUUUUCUGUGUGUGCAUAAGAAGUUGCGCUCCAAACGUGUGGCACCAGUCUUGAUCCGUGAGAUCACCAGGAGAGUCAACCUCGAAGGCAGCUACCAGGCUGUGUACACAGCAGGGGUGGUACUGCCGAAACCUGUGGGAACUUGCAGGUACUGGCACAGGUCACUCAACCCACGCAAACUAGUAGAGGUGAAGUUCUCCCAUCUGAGCAGAAACAUGACUAUGCAACGAACAAUGAAAUUAUAUAGACUGCCAGAGACCACAAAAACACCUGGCCUGCGACCAAUGGAGCGUAAGGAUGUGAAGCAUGUGUGCAGGCUGCUGAGGGAAUACCUGACACAGUUCUAUCUGACCCCAGCAAUGAACGAAGAGGAGGUUGCUCAUUGGUUCCUACCUCGGGAAAAUAUUAUAGAGACUUAUGUUGUUGAGAGCACUGAUGGAGAAUUGACAGACUUCUUCAGUUUUUACACUCUCCCUUCCACCAUCAUGCAUCAUCCUGUCCACAAGAGCCUGAAGGCUGCUUACUCUUUUUAUAAUGUGCACACCAAGACUCCUCUCGUUGACCUCAUGAAUGAUGCCCUCAUCCUUGCAAAGUCGAAGGGAUUUGAUGUUUUCAAUGCACUGGACCUGAUGGAAAACAAAACCUUUUUAGAAAAGCUGAAAUUUGGAAUUGGAGAUGGCAAUCUGCAGUAUUAUCUAUACAAUUGGAAGUGCCCCAGCAUGGCUGCUGAGAAGGUUGGGCUUGUGUUGCAGUAAAUUUGCCAUCACUGGAGCUGGGAAAAGCCACCGAUCAGCCAUAUCGGGGAAGGUCUGCUGAUCCCUGGUCUGACAGCGCUGAGUAUGGAAGAUCACGGAAUGGGAGGGAAUGGAGCUCGUGGAUUUCAGACCGAGAGUUUACAGAUUAUACCAUCCCAUAGACAUUUACUAUUCUGCCCAACUCUGUCAAAUCAAGAUUAUAUGCAUUAUACAUGAUUUUAAUAAAUGGAUUAGAACCUGUCUAAUUGGAAAAGGCACUCUCAAGUAUGCAAAGAUUGAAGGCUUCUUUUAUAUCUCUCUGUGGGAUAUAUUUGACUUUGGGUUCUCUCAUCCAAAAACAUUGCAUCAACUACAAUAUGUCUCAUUCAUUAAAACUCUAAGAAUCCAAUUGCUUUACAUUUUAACCUGAGUAGAGUUCUUUUCAGUGGAUGAUAUCCUAAUUGUGGAACCUUUGGGCAGUCUCUUUCGUGAACAGACUUUAAACACUCUCGAGCAGUAUUUCUAAUUUGCAGCGUUGUCUUUGCUGGGUGUUUCUAGGUUUUAGAAUUGCAGGAAUUUUCUCUGUGCUUUGGAGAGUUUCUAAAGAGGAUGCUGCGCACUGCAAUUUUAGUUUCCAAGAAGUCCAGCCUACACACAUUAUUUGGGUAUUGGGAGUUAAAUCUGUGAAGAGUAAUGUGCAGGAGUGAGGGUAGCACUUGGUGUUAACAUUCAAAUUUUCUACCAGAAAUUGCAAAUACAUAACAGUUAAUGUAAAUCAAUGUUAACAGUGGGAGCAAGUCUUAAUGCAAUAUCCAACAGUCAACAAUGCAAUGAACGGGUGUGUAUGUGUAUGUCUCUGUCUGUCCAUCUCCAUGGUGCUCUUGCUUUCUCUUCAGUUAGUGUAAUCCUUACCUUUUAUGGUCCGUCUAAUGUGGAUGGCAACUACUCUCCCGUUGUCCUCUCACUCUCAUACAUGCUGUCUUUCUUUACUGAACUUCCGUUCGUUCUUUUCCUCCUGUGAUAACUAUAAAUCUCAUGGAUUAAUGAGAAUUAAAUGUCAUUGCAUUGUGGUGAAAUCUCUAAAGUGACUGAUUUGAAUGCUGUAUUCAUAAAACAAAUUUGCAUCUAAAAUGUGCUCUGUGCAAUCUGAAGAUUAUCUGUGCCACCCCUUAUUGUAUGGGCAGGUAUCUUUCUAAGUCUAAAUCUGGUUGAGAGUUGGUAAAGUUUGGUGAUGGUUAGUAGAACCUGGACAGUGAACCAUACUGAGACCUGCAUUUUCCACAUGGGAUUGGGGUCAGUUGCAUGGCUUCCCUGUUUACAUUGGAUCUAAGCUGCUAAGAUCCUGCUAACCACCUGAAAUGACUUUAGUUUUCAGCAGUUUUCUUUUUUUUUCAAUUUUGUUUGCUGUAAUUUAUGACUGUGAGAAUAACAUUCUAUGAUGCUCAGGGACUGUGUUUUACAUUGUUCCGGAACCUGCCCUAUUAUUGAACAUGUACCUGCUGUAAAAGAGGAAAGCUCGACAUAAUUCACUAAAGCCAGCAGUGUGCCUUUAUUCUGUUUCUAGCUGUACCAUGAGCACCAUGUCUACAAAACUGUAUCUCAUCUCUUUCAGCCCUCCCAAAGUGAAAUGUAGAUAUCAAGGACAAAAGGCUAUUUACAUGUAGCACCUAUCCUGUAGUGAUUGGAUAUUUGCUUAGCAUUCCAACUGUAACUUAAGUGGAGUAGCAAUGACACUCUAAUUAGUAAUGUGGAAAUUGGGACCAAAGAAGAUGAAUUUUCAUUAACGGAAGAGAAAAAUAGGGUGACGUGGUGGCUCAGUGGUUCGCACUGUCUGUGUGGAAUUUGCACAUUGUCCCUGUGUCUGCAUGGAUUUUCUCCCACAAUCCAAAGAUGCGCAGAUUAGGUGAAUUGGCCAUGCUAAAUUGCAUAUUCAGGGAUGUGUCGACUAGUUGCAUUAGUCGGGGGAAAUGUAGAGUAAUAGGGUAGGGGAAUGGGUUAGAACAUAGAACAUAGAAGGAUACAGCGCAGUACAGGCCCUUCGGCCCUCGAUGUUGCGCCGACCGAAUCCUACCUAACCUAUACUAGCCCAAUAACUUCCAAAUGCCUAUCCAAUGCCCGCUUAAAUGACCAUAAAGAAGGAGAGUUCACCACUGAUACGGGCAGGGCAUUCCAUGAACUCACAACCCGCUGUGUGAAGAAUCUACCCCUAACAUCUGUCCUAUACCUUUGGGUGGGAUACUCUUCAGAGGGUCCAUGUGGACUUGAUGGGCUGAAUGGCCGGUUUCCACACUAGUUAUUCUAUGAAAAUACUGCAAAUUCUGGAAUGAAAACUAACAAUGUUGAAAAUACCUUAUAGGUUUGACAGUAUCUUUAAAGUGAGAAACAGAGUUAGUGGUUCGCAUUUAGCAUUUUCUGGUUUUAUUGCAUGAACUCAGUUUUUAAUAGUUCUAGAGGACUUGUUAACUAUUUAUGGAAUGAGGGAAUCAUUUUAUUGCACAGAGGACCAUUAAAAGACAGCCACGUUGCUGUUGAUCUGCAGUUCCGUGUGGAGCAGACUGGGUCAGAUUGGCAGAUUUCCUUCCCUGAAGGACGUUAGUGAACCAGAUGAGCUUUAGUAACAUUCCUUAUGGUUGCCGUUGGGCCAGCUUUUAAUUUCAGAGUUUUUGAAUGCAAAUUUCACCGUCUGCCGUAGUGGAUUCAAACCCAUGGCCCCACAAAAUUAGCUCCGGUGACAUCACUUCCCCUGCUGGCAUUAGAAAAAAUGUUGAAAGCCCAUUCAGUUCAUUAAUGUCCUUUUGGAAAGGAAAGCAGUCUCGACAUGGUCUGCUCUGUGUGUGACCCCAGUCCCGUACUGAUGCCCUUAACAUCUCAAUGGCCAGCAGUUAACUCCUGAAGGUACUCACCAUGUGAUUUUAAGACCCCUGGAGAUGAGAGUAAAUGUAAAUCUUGCCUCUGUCACUCACAUUAAAUAACAAAGUGAAAAAGAGUAGGAAUUGGGAAUGAUCCCUUUUUCAUUCAUUGUUAGAUACUACAUUCUGUUAUGACCUAAAUGCAACAUAGUAUGUCCUAACCCAUCUCACUUUGUGUUCUUAACCAAUUCUGACCUGGUCUUGUUCAGCCCUCGCUUCUUCACCAAAUCAGGGAGUUUACUACGUAUCAUACAGAAGUACAAAGUUAACAUUUCACAAUAUCGACAGAGAUUGAGUGAGACUCUGCUGUGGUUCCAUGCUUAUGAACCCUACGAUCUGUUUCCUGUGUUCUGUUGACCCACUGUCAUUUUCUGGAAGUAUCUAGUUUGUUCUGAGUUCUCUUUUGUCAUAGAGUCCUUUCGCAUGGAAACAGACAAUUUUUCUGACUUAAACAUGGUGGGAUUUGAUUUGAUUUAUUAUUGUCACAUUCAGAGUCAUCGACAUGAAUACAGACCCUUCAGUCCAACUCAUCCAUGCCAGCCAGAUAUUACAAAUUAAUCUAGACCCAUUUGUCAGUAUUCCUAUAAACCCUUCCUAUUUGUGUACCCAUCCAGAUGCCUUCUAAAUGUUAUAAUUGUACCAGCCUCCACCAGUUCUUCUGGCAGCUCAUUCCAUACACUCAUUGACUCUCAAAUGGAGUUAGUUAGAUUCACACAAGACCCAUCCCCACCUCUUUGCUCUCUCCCUGUAAGUAACCCUACAUUUUCCCAUGACUAUGGGCAAUUUAGAAUGGCCAAUCCUAACCUCCACAUUGUUGGACAGGGGGGGAGGAAACUGGAGCAAAUCCACACAGACCCCGGCAGAAUGUGCAAACCACACAGACAAGUCACCCAAGGGCAGAACUGAACCCAGAUCCGUGGCGCUGUGAAGCGGCAGUGCUAACCGCUGAGAGACUGUGCCUGCCUCACCAGUUAACGACAGCAUGGCUGAUGUGUUUUAGUCUCAAUUCCAUAUUCCAGUUUGUAGCCCCCAUCAAACAUUUCAAUCUUGGAUUAUUUUAAAUGACCCAGCCUCCAUUACUUUCUGAGAAAGAAUUGCACAGAUUAGUAACCCCCAAAAGAAAAAGUUCUCCUUACUCUUAAAUAAGAGACACUUUUUUUUAUAUAUAAAGUUCUCCCUAGUUUUAGACUCAUCCACAAGAAAAAUGUUCUCAACCCUUUAAAGGCCACUUUAAUACAAAGAGCUCUACCCAGUUGUCUUAAACUCUAAUAGGCCUUAACUGCUCAACCUUUCUUCAUAAGGUAACCCUCUCAUCCUGGAGUUCUGAAAAGAGUCGCUGGAACCCAAAUGUUAAAUUUGUUUUGUCUCCACAGAUGCUGCCAAACCUGAUGAGUUUCUCCAGCAUCUUUCUUUUUUGUUGCCUUUCCCAGGAAUCAGUGAAAUCAACCUUCUCUGAUCUGCUUCUAAUCCAGUUUUUUUUAAGGUGACCACAUGUGAUCUAACUCAAGACCCAAUAUAGUUGUGGAACCCUCUUACUUUUGUAUUCAACUACUCUUGUAAUAAAUGCCAACGUUCCAUUCACUGUCGUAAACACUUGCUGCACCUGCAUACCAACCUUUUGUAACUCAUGUAGCAGGACAUCCAGAUCCCUAUGUAGUCUAUAGUCCUGUUUAGUUAAGUAAUGUACUUUGUUUCUGACCUGUCAACAUGGACAAGUUAAUAUUUUCCCAUAUAUUGGAAACUUUAGCUCACUCCCAACCCCUAACUUCAUAGAAUGCCAUGUCCUCUUGAUAAUUUACAUUCCCACCCAUUUUUGUGUCAUCAGCAAAUUUACUGCUAUGUGUUCAGUCCUUCAACAUUUUUGAGUGGAAUUUGUCGAGGAAGAUCAGCUCAUCAGAUACUUCUCCAACAUGGCUUGGUCAAUUGUACCCUUAAAUGUACAAGGGUAGGCUUCUUGAGCCAUUUGACCUCUUGAGCCCACUCCUUCAUUCAGUGUGAUCAUGACUGGUCUAUUUGUGCUUUGAAUUCUACAUUCUCAUCUGUUCUGGAUAGCAUUAAAUUUCCUUGGCUAACAAAUAUCUCUACCUCCACCUUAAAAAAGAUCAGAUCCACUGUCUUCUGAGGCAAUGAGUUCCAAAGUAACGCAAUCUUCAGAGAGAGACAGAGAAUCCUUUUGUCUCUAAAAGGACAACCUGUAGUUUUCCACUUUUUAAAAAAAAAUGUUCAUAACCUUAUGAACCUCAAUUAAAUGACUUCACUCUUACGAAUGCCAUGAAAACCAGCCCAGAUUGUCCAAUGUUUCCUGGUAAGCUAACUUAUUGUAUCAGAUAACAAUCCAGUAAUAAAACUCUUCUGAAACACUCCAAUGCAUUUUCAUCCUGACUCAGUUGAGAACAAAACCAUAUGCAGUAUUCCAGAUAUGAUCUCCAUAAUGCCCCAUAUAACUGAAGCAUAAUGUUCUUAUUUUUAUGUUCAAUUUGUCUUGUAAUAAAGCAAAACAUUUCAUUAGC
Messenger RNA from Hemiscyllium ocellatum (epaulette shark), 6921 nucleotides. RefSeq names its product glycylpeptide N-tetradecanoyltransferase 1-like. The coding region runs from base 72 to 1523 and encodes 483 amino acids. The record is from RefSeq and is a predicted model, not a curated record. The transcript has 12 exons. Gene Ontology annotation, molecular function: glycylpeptide N-tetradecanoyltransferase activity. Gene Ontology annotation, biological process: N-terminal peptidyl-glycine N-myristoylation. Gene Ontology annotation, cellular component: cytoplasm. Lineage: Eukaryota; Metazoa; Chordata; Chondrichthyes; Orectolobiformes; Hemiscylliidae.